CAGGGUUGUCACAGUCGAGCUUUAGUGCAUGCCUCGCUUACUUCCACGUUUGCUCAAAAUCUUGCAAGAUGCUCCAGAGCCCAAUACGCUGAGCAAUGGAUAUACACGUUACAAAAAGCGUGUUUCUAUGAAAAAUACGAUUCCAGAGACGCCUACUUUCACUUCAGAGGGCAGGACUCGCUCGAUUUUGUUGGACGACGCAAACCCAAUCACCGAAGGCCAUCUUUAUAACAGACACAAGUCACUACCACCCAGGGUUCGUCUCGUGAAACCACUACAAGAUACCGGAGAGCAUGAUCAUCCGCGGGAAAUGACGGAUGAGGAACGCGAAUGGUGGUCCAGCCCUUACCUCAGAAUGCUCGCUUCGCCAUUGCGAGAAUGUCAAAUAACGCGUAAAAAGCUACCAAGUGACUUUCUCAUUCGUCUGGCACCUGUGCGCCUCCCAGCCUCUCAGGGAGUACGCGAACAACAGACACUAGUUCCAGAUGGUGUCGAGCAUCCUAAAUUCAAGCCUCGUCGAUCCACACCUGCGUGCUAUAUUGUAUGCUGGAAAGAUGCCGUUCCAUAUGCAAGUUCUAGAAUCCCGCUGCGCAAAAUCUCACAGAACUUGACUGUGGCGCCUUUGCUAUCGGUGCGCAUCGGUUAUCAGCUCCGUUUACGAGUCCUGCAGGAACUAGAACUUCUUACUAAAAGGCUUGCUGCGAGCCCUUUGGACGACUCCGAGGCGGCUGUUCGGCAAACUAACUCGAUACCUCACAAAGAUGCAGUGGCCCUGAUAGUAGUGCCCCCAGUCAAUCGGAACCCAGAAACAAAGGAGAAGCCACAGCCCUCCGCACAGUUGGACAUCGCUGAUAUUGUGCAAAUCGAUACUGACAGCUCAGAAACCUCAUCGCGGCGUCUUCCCCCCCUCUCCAUUAUCCAUCCAAUCACGGAUGAAGAUCCAGGUUCUCCUCUUCUUCCAAAUGCGCAAGCUCCUCUCUACCACGGCCUGUCCUUGUUUCCUGCCCGACCACAGCGAGCAGCACUACAUAAAGCGCUCUGCAAGCUACUUGAGGUAGAGCGUAGAUCACGGUCGUGCGCACUUUCGGCCUCUGGUUCUUCCAAACAUGAAAAGUCCUCGCGAGUCCGUGGUGAUGCCAAGGGAAGCCAUGCGUUCCUGCUAUGUUCGAAUCAGCAUACUACCAAACGGGCGGAUGUUGUACCUUUGGCAGUAGCUCUCUGGAGAUUGCGGAUGUGGGAGGGGCAAGCUUACGGGUCUGCUACUGAGACGAGUCACUGGGAGGUUGAUGCAGGAUGGAGGUUAUCCUGGGCAGAACGGAUGUACUGA
Molecule: messenger RNA, 1327 nt
Organism: Suillus subaureus
Lineage: Eukaryota; Fungi; Basidiomycota; Agaricomycetes; Boletales; Suillaceae
Exons: 5
Coding region: 29-1327 (432 amino acids)
Source: RefSeq, a predicted model, not a curated record